AUGAACAACUUGGAUCACUUGGUAAGCCUUGAAUGCCUGCAGUGUGGAAAUGUCAGCAGCCCCACUACAUUUUUUCUUUUGGGUUUUUCCAAGGCCUACAAAGCACAGGUGACUCUCUGCCUGGGCUUUUUACUCAUCUAUCUGGUGACUCUGCUGGGGAAUCUCCUCAUAAUGACCCUCAUCUGUCUGGAUAGUCACCUGCAUUCACCUAUGUACUACUUCCUGGGCCACCUCUCCUUCCUGGACAUCUGCUACUCCUCUGUCACCCUUCCUAAGAUCCUCAAAGACACCUUCUCAUCACAGAAGACCAUUUCGUUUGUGGGCUGCAUUACACAGAUCUAUUUUUUCCUUUGCUUUGGGGGUUCUGAGUGUGUGCUCCUAACUGCCAUGGCCUAUGAUCGGUAUCUGGCCAUCUGUCACCCCCUCCACUACACAACACUCAUGAACAAGAAGAUAUGCUUUUGUUUAGUGGUUGUUUCAUGGAUGAGUGGCUCAUUCUCAUCUCUGAUCCAAGCCUUCAUCAUAGCCAACUUACCCUUUUGUGGGUCCAAUGUGAUUGACCACUUGUUCUGUGAGGUGCCCUUCUUGCUGAAGGCAUCCUGCAGCCCUAACACUCACUUCGAUAAGCUUGUGUCAUAUGCUUUGGCAGGGACUAUUGCAAUGGGGUCUUUCAUCCUUAUUCUUGUGUCAUAUAUUCACAUCAUCCGGGCUGUCCUCCUGAGAAGAGCAGGAAGGCAGAAGGCCUUUGCUACCUGCACCUCCCAUCUGACUGUGGUAUCCCUGUUCUUUGGCGCUGGGGCCAUCACAUACUUGAUGCCUCAUUCCAGCCUUUCCAAGGAUGUACAUGAGGUCCUUGCCCUGCUGUACGCUGUUGUAACCCCCAUGAUGAACCCUGUCAUCUACAGCUUGAGGAACAGUGAAGUCAAAGGGGCCAUCAGGAAGGCCCUGCAUAGGGGGGCACUGGAGCAGAGAGUCUCUGCUUAG
Tinamus guttatus (white-throated tinamou) is the source of this 984-nucleotide messenger RNA. NCBI's taxonomy places the organism in Eukaryota, Metazoa, Chordata, Aves, Tinamiformes, Tinamidae. The record is from RefSeq and is a predicted model, not a curated record.